Messenger RNA from Arvicola amphibius (Eurasian water vole), 2787 nucleotides. RefSeq names its product RNA-binding protein 14. Gene Ontology annotation, molecular function: zinc ion binding; mRNA binding. Gene Ontology annotation, cellular component: cytosol; nuclear speck. Lineage: Eukaryota; Metazoa; Chordata; Mammalia; Rodentia; Cricetidae. The transcript is spliced from 3 exons. The record is from RefSeq and is a predicted model, not a curated record. The coding region runs from base 103 to 2112 and encodes 669 amino acids. Gene Ontology annotation, biological process: mRNA splicing, via spliceosome.
GGUCGCCAGCCAUUCCUGUAGAGGACUGCGGGUCGUUCGGACGUUUUGCCUGUCGCGGUAGGAGCGCUCCCGUCUCUCCGGGAAGGCGGCUGCGGCGUCAAGAUGAAGAUCUUUGUGGGCAAUGUCGACGGGGCGGAUACGACGCCGGAGGAGCUGGCAGCCCUCUUCGCGCCCUACGGCACGGUCAUGAGCUGCGCCGUCAUGAAACAGUUUGCCUUCGUGCACAUGCGCGAGAACGCUGGCGCGGUGCGCGCCAUCGAGGCCCUGCAUGGCCAUGAGCUGCGUCCAGGUCGCGCGCUCGUGGUGGAGAUGUCGCGCCCAAGGCCCUUGAACACUUGGAAGAUUUUCGUGGGCAAUGUGUCGGCUGCAUGCACAAGCCAGGAAUUGCGCAGCCUCUUCGAGCGCCGUGGACGCGUCAUCGAGUGUGACGUGGUUAAAGACUACGCGUUUGUUCACAUGGAGAAGGAAGCAGAUGCCAAAGCCGCCAUCGCGCAGCUCAACGGCAAGGAAGUGAAGGGCAAGCGCAUCAACGUGGAACUCUCAACCAAGGGGCAGAAGAAGGGGCCUGCCCUGGCUAUCCAGUCUGGGGACAAGACCAAGAAACCAGGGGCUGGGGAUACAGCAUUCCCUGGAACUGGUGGCUUCUCUGCCACCUUCGACUACCAACAGGCUUUUGGCAACAGCACUGGUGGCUUUGAUGGGCAAGCCCGUCAGCCCACACCGCCAUUCUUUGGUCGCGACCGCAGCCCCCUGCGCCGUUCACCUCCUCGAGCCUCUUAUGUGGCUCCUCUGACGGCCCAGCCAGCUACCUACCGUGCCCAACCCUCAGUGUCACUGGGAGCUGCCUAUAGGGCCCAGCCUUCUGCCUCUUUGGGUGUUGGUUAUCGGACUCAGCCCAUGGCAGCCCAGGCAGCCUCUUACCGUGCUCAGCCCUCUGUCUCCCUUGGGGCCCCAUACAGGGGUCAGCUGGCUAGCCCUAGUUCCCAGUCUGCUGCAGCUUCCUCGCUUGGCCCAUAUGGUGGAGCGCAGCCCUCAGCCUCAGCCCUUUCCACCUAUGGGGGUCAGGCAGCUGCAGCUUCUUCGCUUAACUCCUAUGGGGCUCAGGGAUCCUCCCUCGCCUCCUAUGGUAACCAGCCAUCCUCUUACGGCGCCCAAGCUGCCUCUUCCUAUGGGGUUCGUGCGGCUGCUUCUUCCUACAACACACAGGGAGCAGCUUCUUCCCUAGGUUCCUAUGGGGCUCAGGCAGCCUCCUAUGGUGCCCAGUCUGCAGCUUCCUCACUGGCCUAUGGAGCCCAGGCAGCCUCUUACAAUGCCCAGCCCUCAGCCUCUUACAGUGCCCAAUCUGCCCCAUAUGCUGCCCAACAGGCUGCUUCCUAUUCUUCCCAGCCUGCUGCUUAUGUGGCACAGCCAGCCACAGCUGCUGCCUAUGCUAGCCAGCCAGCCGCCUAUGCUGCACAAGCCACUACCCCAAUGGCUGGUUCCUAUGGGGCUCAACCAGUUGUUCAGACCCAGCUGAAUAGUUAUGGGGCUCAAGCAUCAAUGGGCCUGUCAGGCUCAUAUGGAGCUCAGUCUGCUGCUGCGGCCACUGGUUCCUAUGGUGCAGCAGCUGCCUAUGGGGCUCAGCCUUCUGCCACCCUGGCAGCUCCUUACCGCGCUCAGUCGUCAGCCUCUUUGGCUGCUUCGUAUGCUGCUCAGCAGCAUCCCCAGGCUGCUGCCUCCUACCGUGGCCAGCCUGGCAGUGCCUACGAUGGGACAGGCCAGCCGUCAGCAGCCUACCUGUCUAUGUCCCAGGGGGCCGUUGCCAACGCCAACAGCACCCCGCCGCCCUAUGAGCGUACCCGCCUCUCCCCACCCCGGGCCAGCUACGACGAUCCCUACAAAAAGGCUGUCGCCAUGUCAAAAAGGUAUGGUUCCGACCGGCGUUUAGCCGAGCUCUCUGAUUACCGCCGUUUAUCAGAGUCGCAGCUUUCGUUCCGCCGCUCGCCGACAAAGUCCUCGCUGGAUUACCGUCGCCUGCCCGAUGCCCAUUCCGAUUACGCACGCUAUUCGGGCUCCUAUAAUGAUUACCUGCGGGCAGCUCAGAUGCAUUCUGGCUACCAGCGCCGCAUGUAGGGCCAUCCUGGGGAUGGGGCGCCACAGGAAGGGAGAGAGAGGAAGAGGUAGGGUAGGGUUCAGACCCAGGUCAUCACCACCCUGUUUCAUACCUCUCCCAAUGGUGAUUUUUCAUCCCCUCCCUCUACCAUGUGGGCCUUCCCCAGGAGAGGACCAUUUUGUAUUUGGCAGUAGUCUGCUUUGUUUCUUUGCCUCAGCAGCACAUCUUGCUACUGGCUUUAGAUCUGCGGUUUUCCCCCUACCCUGCCAUCUUCCCAGAAUGGGCAUUUCUUUUAUAUUUUUAUUUUUUUCCUGGCUCCCUUUAUUUUUCUGCGCGAUACUUGAGGUUGUUUGGAGGGUGAUACAACCUACAGCUGAUGUCGGGCGGCGCGUUUUUCUUUUUAGAUGUGAGGGAGGCCAGGAAAGGGUUACUUUAACCAUUUCCUGUGGGCCAACCUAUGCCAGCAAUCCAGGGGGCCCUGACUGUCCUCUGUAGAGACUAUUGAGACUGAGAUCCGGUUGGGACAGUCAGGUGGUAUGUGUCCAGAUCCCUGCUUGCCACUGAAGUUUAGCUGAUGGUGACUGGCAUAGUCCCAAUUCCCUAUCUGCCCAAGUAGGUGGUGUUAGAAACCUUAAUUUUUUUUUCUCUUUUGUAUGGACUACAAAUAAAACUUGGGGCGAUUUGUGGUUUGGAAA